Girardinichthys multiradiatus is the source of this 1632-nucleotide messenger RNA. It is a transcript of the gene rem1, whose product is annotated as RAS (RAD and GEM)-like GTP-binding 1. Gene Ontology annotation, biological process: negative regulation of high voltage-gated calcium channel activity. The transcript is spliced from 5 exons. The coding region runs from base 269 to 1192 and encodes 307 amino acids. Lineage: Eukaryota; Metazoa; Chordata; Actinopteri; Cyprinodontiformes; Goodeidae. Gene Ontology annotation, molecular function: calcium channel regulator activity; GTP binding; GTPase activity. Gene Ontology annotation, cellular component: plasma membrane. The record is from RefSeq and is a predicted model, not a curated record.
UCAGAUAUCUGUUUCUGCUCUGCUGUCUCUCUGGCACACACACUCACACAGAGGGAGGCAGAUAACUGUGAUUCCGCUGCUGAAUUUUUAACGCUGUUGUGGAACUUUUUUUUUCCAGCCGGGUUACUGUGGCACCGGGGUACUGUUACACUGACAGAGACAAGGAGAACGGGCUCAACUCUUUUCUGUUGUUUACUGAGGCUGCACUGACCCAGACUGUGCAUGGAGUGUAUGGCCCAUCCAGUCCUGAUGCUGUUACCAUAACAUUAUGACCCUCAACACUCAGAGAGAGAAGGAGCCUCUGCGGCGUCGAGGGAGCACACCGAUUCAUCCCCUCUACCAGCAGCUAACUGGGUCUUGGGACUUUAAAAGGUCCACAAGCACACAGCCGGAGGGCUCUGGUCCAGCUCGCAGCCAUCCUCCUUUAGGGCAGUCAGCAUCUUACCAUCCUGGAGACAAGUCCCUCCACUACCGUGCUCACUGGAGUUCUGACUCAGAUGAUGACUCGCAAAGUGAAUCAGAGUGUGUUUACAGAGUGGUGUUGCUUGGUGACCAUGGUGUCGGAAAGACCAGCCUUGCAGGAAUCUUUGCUGGAAUCACGGAGAAAGAUGAACAACCUGGAGAGGACACGUUCGAGCGGACAUUAACCGUGGAUGGAGAGGAAACAACACUGGUUGUCAUGGAUACAUGGGAGAAUGACAAAUUGGAAAGGGGGGACCCAUCUUGUCAUGAUGACUGUCUGAAGGUAGGGAGUGCUUAUGUUAUUGUCUACUCUGUCACCGACCGCUCAAGUUUUGAUUCAGCGGCUGAGCUCCGGAUCACAUUGAGGCGCGCCCGACAAGCCGAAAAUCUUCCCAUCAUCCUCGUAGGAAACAAGAGUGACUUGGUCCGGGCCAGAGAGGUUGCUGUGGAAGAGGGUCGAGCUUGUGCAGUAGUGUUUGACUGUAAAUUUAUUGAGACAUCUGCAUCCCUGCAGCAUAACGUGUCUGAGCUGUUUGAGGGCGUGGUGCGACAGAUUCGUCUCCGUCAGGACAGUACCGAGGUCACAAAGCACAGAAACUCAGUCUACAAACGCAAAGAGAGCCUCACCAAGAAGGCUCGCCGUUUUCUGGAUCGACUGGUGGCACGAAACAACCAGCGAAUGGCAGUAAAGGUGCGCUCCAAGAGCUGCCAUGACCUAGCUGUCCUGUAAAGGCUUGCUUUCAUCAAGACUUUUAUCGUGACUUCUUCAACAGAUUUCUGCUUGUGAUACCGUGGUCAAAAGCAUCAGCUGUGUCUAUCACAAUCAGCGGGUCAUCCUCAGACAGAGCUAUCAGUGACAAACUAAAUGAACAGAAUGUACUUACUGUGACUAGCUGGUUUCCCUGUUUUACUGUUUAGUGUCAAAAUCAUUGUGGAUUUACCUCCAAAUGACAAAAAUAUGAAGAUUUCAGAUGAAUGUAACAGAUCAUCAUUGUAUGGUUUAGCGGUGGUACGAGUGUGUGUGUGUGCGAAUCAGUAGAGGUGAUGUGAUAUUCUUCAUUGUGAAGAACCUGAUUUUGACUGUGUCCAUUCUGUUGUUUUCCUGAGAUAACUUGUUUUCAGAUUAAUGUACUGAAUAAAAUAAAAAAUAAAAACAGUCAUAUAAUCAUG